CUCCACCUACAGCGUCUUGUCCAUCAUGCCCUCCGACUCUGAGAGCAGCAGCUCCCUCAGCAGUGUGGGAACCACCGGGAAGGCACCGUCCCCACCGCCCCUCCUCACUGACCGCCAGGUGAAUGAGAAGGUGGAGAACCUCUCCAUUCAGCUGCGGCUGAUGACCCGGGAGAGGAACGAACUGCGGAAGCGCCUGGCCUUCGCCACUCACGGGACGACCUUUGACAAGAGGCCCUACCACAGGCUGAACCCUGACUAUGAGAGGCUGAAGAUCCAGUGUGUGCGGGCCAUGUCGGACCUGCAGAGUCUGCAGAACCAGCAUACCAAUGCCUUGAAGAGGUGUGAGGAGGUGGCCAAGGAGACUGACUUCUACCACACACUCCACAGCCGGCUCCUGAGUGACCAAACCCAGCUGAAGGACGACGUGGACACGCUGCGGCGGGAGAAUGGGCAGCUGCUGCGGGAGCGGAACCUGCUGCAGCAGUCCUGGGAGGACAUGAAGCGGCUCCACGAAGAGGACCAGAAGGAGAUUGGCGACCUCCGGGCCCAGCAGCAGCAGGUGUUGAAGCACAACGGGUCGUCGGAAAUCCUCAGCAAGCUGUACGACACGGCCAUGGACAAGCUGGAGGUGGUCAAGAAGGACUACGACGCCCUGCGGAAGAGGUACAGCGAGAAGGUUGCCGUCCACAACUCGGACCUGAGCCGCCUGGAGCAGCUGGAGGAGGAGAACCAGCGCCUGCUGAAGCAGACGGACAUGCUGACCCAGCAGAGGGACACGGCCAUCCAGCUGCAGCACCAGUGCGCCCUCUCCCUGCGGAGGUUCGAGGCGAUCCACCAUGAGCUGAACAAGGCCACGGCCCAGAACAAGGACCUGCAGUGGGAGAUGGAGCUGCUGCAGUCGGAGCUGACGGAGCUGAGGACCACGCAGGCGAAGACCGCCAAGGAGUCGGAGAAGUACAAGGAGGAGCGGGACGCUGUGUACAGCGAGUACAAGCUCAUUAUGAGCGAGCGCGACCAGGUCAUCUCCGAGCUGGACAAGCUGCAGACCGAAGUGGAGCUGGCCGAGUCCAAGCUCAAAAGCAGCACGUCGGAGAAGAAGGCGGCCAGCGAGGAGAUGGCGGCCCUGCGGCAGAUCAAAGACACGGCGGCCAUCGACGCCGGGAGAGCCGACAAGGAGGCCGAGACCCUGCGAAAGCAGUGCAAGGCUCUGUGCCAGGAGCUGAAGGAAGCCCUCCAAGAGGCAGAUGUGGCCAAGUGCCGGCGGGACUGGGCCUUCCAGGAGCGGGACAAGAUCGUGGCCGAGCGGGACAGUAUCCGGACGCUUUGCGACAACCUGAGGCGGGAGCGCGACAGGGCAGUGACCGAGCUGGCGGAGGCCCUGCGCAGCCUGGACGACACUCGCAAACAGAAGAAUGACGUCAGCCGGGAGCUCAAGGAGCUCAAGGAGCAGAUGGAAUCCCAGCUGGAAAAGGAGGCCCGAUUCCGGCAGCUGAUGGCCCACAGUUCCCACGACUCAGCCAUCGACACAGAUUCCAUGGAGUGGGAAACGGAAGUUGUAGAGUUUGAAAGGGAGACGGAGGACAUUGACUUGAAGGCACUGGGGUUCGAUAUGGCGGAAGGUGUGAAUGAGCCUUGUUUGCCCGGGGACUGCGGCAUAUUUGUCACUAAGGUGGACAAAGGAAGCAUUGCAGACGGCCGCUUACGGGUCAAUGACUGGCUGCUGAGGAUCAACGACGUGGACCUCAUCAACAAGGACAAGAAGCAGGCCCUCAAGGCGCUCCUCAACGGGGAGGGGGCCAUCAACAUGGUCGUGCGGCGGAGGAAGUCCCUGGGCGGGAAGGUGGUCACGCCCCUGCACAUCAACCUGAGCGGACAGAAAGACAGCGGCAUCAGUCUGGAGAAUGGAGUGUAUGCGGCCGCCGUGGUGCCCGGAAGCCCCGCCGCCAAAGAGGGGUCUCUUGCCGUGGGGGACAGGAUUGUGGCGAUCAAUGGCAUCGCACUGGACAACAAGUCCCUGAAUGAGUGUGAGUCUCUGCUGCGUAGCUGCCAGGACUCCCUGACCCUCUCCCUCCUGAAGGUGUUCCCUCAGAGCUCUUCAUGGAGUGGCCAGAACAUCUUUGAAAACAUCAAGGACUCUGAUAAGAUGCUGAGUUUCCGAGCCCACGGCCCAGAGGUCCAGGCUCAGAAUAAGCGGAACCUGAUGCAGCACAACAACUCCACGCAGACGGACAUCUUCUGCACAGACAGGCCGGAGGACAGGAAGGAGCCGGGCCCCCCAGGCGGUGGCAGCUCCUUCCUGCACAAGCCGUUCCCUGGGGGGCCCUUCCCAGCUGCCCCCAACACGUGUCCCAGUGCCUCCGAGCGUAGCCUGAGCUCCUUUCGCUCGGAUGCCUCUGGGGAGCGUGGCUAUGGGCUGGGGGACAUGUGUGCCCGGCGGCCACUGCUGCCCUUCGAGACUGAGGCUGGUUCCUGCGGGGUGACGGAGGCUCCCCUGGACAAGGCCGAGCCCGAGGGCCCCCACAGCGGCGGGACCUGGCCCAAGGCCGGGCUCAGCUCCGCGGCAGCACCCGAGAAGCUCUCUGUUUACAAGAAGCCAAAGCAAAGAAAGUCCAUCUUCGAUCCUAACACUUUCAAACGCCCCCAGACUCCCCCCAAAAUAGACUACUUGCUCCCCAGCCCUGGGCCCACUCAUUCCCCCCAGCCCUCCAAGAGGGUGGGAACUCUGACGCCCCCAAAACCUCCCCGGAGGAGUGACUCCAUUAAGUUCCAGCACAGGCUAGAAACCAGCUCCGAAUCCGAGGCCACUCUGGUGGGCAGCUCCCCGUCCACCAGCCCCCCAAGUGCCCUGCCCCGCGACGUGGACCCUGGGGAACCCAUGCACGCCUCGCCCCCUCGCAAGGGCAGGGUCCGCAUUGCUUCCAGCUACUACCCUGAAGCGGAUGGGGACUCCUCCUACCUGCCCGCCAAGAAGUCCUGUGAUGAGGACCUCACCUCCCAGAAGGUGGACGAGCAGGGACAGAAGCGUCGCCGGCCAAAGUCUGCGCCCAGCUUCCGGCCGAAGCUCGCGCCAGUGGUGAUCCCUGCUCAAUUCCUGGAGGAGCAGAAGUGGGUCUCAGCCAGCGGAGAAGUCUCCCCAGAGCUCCCGGAGUGGUCCCCUUACUCGCCAGGUCACUCCAGCCGGCACAGCAACCCCCCGCUCUACCCUGGCAAGGCAUCUGUGGGCACCGUUCCCCGGAGCUUGACCCCAAGCACCACUGUGAGCUCCAUCCUGAGGAACCCCAUCUACACCGUGCGUAGCCACAGGGUUGGCCCUUGCAGCUCUCCACCCGUCCCCAGAGAGGUCGGCCCCCAGGUUUUGCAUCCCAGUGUCCAGCACCAGGGACGCCUGAGCCUGGACCUGAGCCACCGGGCCUGCAGCGACUACUCGGAGAUGAGAGCCUCCCACGGGUCCAACUCACUGCCCUCCAGCGCCCGCCUGGGGUCUACAAGCAACUUGCAGUUCAAGGCCGAGCGCAUUAAAAUCCCAUCAACGCCAAGAUACCCCCGGUCUGUUGUGGGCUCCGACAGAGGUUCAUUGUCGCAUUCUGAAUGCAGCACACCCCCGCAGUCACCCCUCAACAUCGACACCCUGUCCUCUUGUAGCCAGUCCCAGACCUCAGCGUCCACGUUGCCUAGGAUUGCUGUCAACCCCGUGGCCCUCGGGGAGCGGAGAAAGGACAGGCCCUACAUGGAGGAGCCGCGCCAUGUCAAGCUGCAGAAGGGCUCAGAGCCCCUGGGCAUCUCCAUUGUGAGUGGAGAGAAGGGCGGUGUCUACGUCUCCAAGGUGACUGGGGGCAGCAUCGCUCACCAGGCUGGCCUUGAGUAUGGGGACCAGUUACUUGAGUUCAAUGGCAUAAACCUGCGGAGCGCCACGGAGCAGCAGGCCCGCCUCAUCAUCGGGCAGCAGUGCGACACCAUCACCAUCCUGGCCCAGUACAACCCACACAUGCACCAGCUCAGCAGCCACUCCCGGUCCAGCUCCCACCUGGACCCUGCCAGCACCCACUCCACUCUCCAGGGCAGCAGUGCUACGGUCCCGGAGCAUCCCUCAGGCAUUGACCCGCUGAUGGAGCAGGACGAGGGCCCUGGCACCCCCCCGACCAAGCAGAGCGCCCCCAGUUCCAGGAUGGUGGGAGAUGCCAACAAGAAGCCCCCAGAGCCACGAGUGGUCUUUGUCAGAAAGUCCCAGCUGGAGCUUGGAGUGCAUCUGUGUGGUGGGAACCUGCACGGGGUGUUUGUGGCCGAGGUGGAGGACGACAGUCCUGCCAAGGGCCCCGACGGCCUGGUGCCGGGCGACCUCAUCCUGGAGUACGGCAGUCUGGACGUGCGCAGCAAGACGGUGGAGGAGGUCUACGUGGAGAUGCUGAAGCCCAAGGAUGGCGUCCGCCUGAAGGUGCAGUACCGCCCAGAGGACUUCUCCAAGGUCAAGGGCCUGCCUGGCGACAGCUUUUACAUCAGGGCCCUGUACGACCGGCUGGCGGAGGUGGAGCAUGAGCUGAGCUUUAAGAAAGACGAUAUCCUCUAUGUCGAAGACACCCUGCCCCAGGGCGCGUUUGGGUCCUGGAUGGCCUGGCAGCUGGACGAGAACGCCCAGAAGAUCCAGCGUGGGCAGAUCCCCAGCAAAUAUGUGAUGGACCAAGAGUUCUCCAGGAGGCUCAGCAUGUCGGAAGUCAAAGAUGACAGCAACGCCUCCAAGACGCUGUCCGCGGCUGCGCGCAGAUCCUUCUUUCGAAGAAAACACAAGCACAAGCGCAGCGGGUCCAAAGAUGGGAAAGACCUCCUCGCCUUGGACGCCUUUUCCAACGACUCCAUUCCACUCUUUGAAGAUUCGGUGAGCCUUGCCUACCAGCGGGUACAGAAAGUAGACUGUACCUCCCUGAGGCCCGUCCUGAUCCUCGGGCCGUUACUGGACGUGGUGAAGGAAAUGCUGGUGAACAAGGAGCCCAGCAAGUUCUGCAGAUGCCCCCUGGAGGUGAUGAAGGCCUCCCAGCAGGCCAUUGAGCGAGGCGUCAAAGACUGCCUGUUUGUCGACUAUAAGCGCAGGAGCGGCCAUUUCGACGUGACCACGGUGGCUUCCAUAAAGGAGAUCACAGAAAAGAACUGGCACUGUCUGCUGGAUGUCGCCCCCCACGCCAUCGAGCGGCUGCACCACAUGCACAUCUACCCCAUCGUCAUCUUCAUUCACUACAAGAGCGCCAAGCACAUCAAGGAGCAGAGAGACCCCGUGUACCUGAAGGACAAGGUGACACAGAGGCAUUCCAAAGAGCAGUUUGAGACGGCUCAGAAGAUUGAGCAGGAGUACAGUAGGUACUUCACAGGGGUCGUCCAGGGAGGAGCUCUGUCGAGCAUUUGCGAUCAGAUCGUGGCCUUGGUCAGCCAAGAGCAGAGCAAAGUCCUGUGGAUUCCAGCCUGCCCGCCGUAGGCCGCUGUGCUGGGAACAGAGGCAGCUUGUCACCAGCGUCCGUCCUGGCUCAGCUUCUCUGACUGAAAGUCCAUCGGAGUAUGAGCACCGGAGGAGGCUCCACCAGCAGGGCCCCAGACAGUGGGCCGCAGACGCACAGACCGUCUUCCUCACACGUGUGCUUUAAGACAAAAACAGUAACCACCCGGGACUCCUGCUAGAGGUUCCACACCAGCCUUCCGAGGCCGCGAUCCGCGAUGCUGCAGAGAACCUUUCAUAUCCCAAGUUUACAAGCCUUUCUAAGUAUUUGGUUGUUUCUGUUUACUUGAACGGCCCAUGUUGUUGGUGGCCAGCCCCUACCCCUGUCCAUCCCGUGUUGCUUUCGUGUUUUGGUUUUGUUCCUGUUUUCAGCAAAACAACUCUGGAACCUCAAUGGGCUGCUCUGCUCUGGAAGGUUCGUGGUGGGACCAGAGCUCUGAAAACCUCACCUCCUCGGUGGCGUCUCUCCCAGAAGGACAGCGCCAUGGCAGAUGCUUGGACGUCGGUGGUGGCAGAACCAGUGCCUUCGUGGGGCCGACGCGCCAGCGGCAGUGGUUUCCCUGCCCACACCAGGGCAGGCGACACUGGCAUCUCACAGACUCGUCUCAGACCUUCCCUCCUGCCUGCACGCCCUCUCAUCUCUCCUCCACCUGCCUUGAUCGUUUCCGCCUCUCUCUGUCCUUCGGAGCCGCCCGGGCUCACACCGCCGACUGGUUCUGGCAGGAGGCUCAGCCGAUGCAUGCUGUUGGUCCUCUGUAGGUUCUGUAAAUAGAGACAGCCUUUCUCAGUGCAAUGUUUGCAGGGUACUUCUCAAACUGUAGAGGGAGCAGACACGUCAGCUCUUUUGGACAUGGAAAAUGUUUCAAACUUUGAUAGUCUUUGGGGAAGCCUAGUGGUUAGUGUUGUCGCUGUCGAAAUCUAAAAAGCAGGCAGGAUCCUUUAGUCUUGGCUGCAGCGCUCCGGCAUGCCCAGUGCUCCUUGAAGAUGUCUUUGUUGGGACUUUUGUCUUUUCUUUUUUUUUGCACUUCUGACGCUGGGUAUCUCUGGCUGCAGAUUUGAUGUGGUUCCUCCCUAAACUGUGCAUCCUGUUGUUAAUAGGUACUGUACUGGGCUCCGUGUGUCACUGGGGUAGGACUAUAUUUUAAUACUGUUCCUAACAUUUCAUUUUACUAGCGAGAAAUCCUUGAUUUCAUUUUAUCCUUUGUAAUUCUAGACACUAGAUGAUAGUGUAGCCAUACUGACAUUUUUUAAAAAGGGAUAUAUUUUCUUGCACAGUUGUUCAAAGAGAGACACGCCUGGGUCCUCAAUGCUGCCCUUCGUUUUACAGGUACAAGUUUCUAGCUCAGACAGCCGAGACAUGAGGCUGUCUCGAGUCUUACGCGCUAUCAGGGCGUUGCUCUGAGCUGCAGACAGUGGGACUGUGAUGGUACAGUGUGCACAGGUACUGUUCCGACAGACUGGGAUUUUCUGUAAUGAAACCUUACUUUGUAUCAAAAGCAAAACAGACUUUAGUACAAUAAAUAAAGGUCAAUUUCUGUAACUGGU
Messenger RNA from Myotis davidii, 7024 nucleotides. RefSeq names its product discs large homolog 5 (gene DLG5). The transcript is spliced from 31 exons. NCBI's taxonomy places the organism in Eukaryota, Metazoa, Chordata, Mammalia, Chiroptera, Vespertilionidae. Bases 26 to 5461 code for a protein of 1811 amino acids. The record is from RefSeq and is a predicted model, not a curated record. Gene Ontology annotation, molecular function: protein binding.